Messenger RNA from Oppiella nova, 988 nucleotides. NCBI's taxonomy places the organism in Eukaryota, Metazoa, Arthropoda, Arachnida, Sarcoptiformes, Oppiidae. The record is from the annotation of a GenBank genome assembly.
CUCAUCGAUUGCUUUAUAAGAUUGUGUCAAAUAAAUAGUAUUUUCAAAAUCAGUCAUUUAUUUCAGAUAACAAUCACUAGUGAUGUCGACUCCGGUGUGGAAGAAGAGGUUUAUCCUGAUUUUCGGACUCCUGGAGAAUCUGGUGUUCAGCGGCACUAUCCUCGGCUGGUCGGCCAUGAAUUACAUACUCAAGUCGGAGGGAGUCUAUCAGUACGUGUGCGAUGAGGUUAAGCCUCAGUUUCAGUACAAGAAUCUCAACUUUUUGAACGUUUCCGAAGACACCGAUAGAAGAAUCAAACUGAAGAGGAAUAGCGGCGAACAAAAUGACGACCAAUUCCUACAGAAACUGAAAACUUUAAACCAAGAGUUCGUCGACUUAUUAGUGAAGGAAUCUGUAAAUAAUGGCAAAAAUAUGUCACUAUUGGAACAAUUGGAAGCGUAUCAAAUUGAGACAUCGUUUUCACUCAUAUAUAAACACGAUGGAUGUGCCGCUCAGGACAAGAUUCUGAACUUGAUUUUCACGAUCGGAAUAUUCUGUAUGGGUUUGUCAUCAUUUGUCUGGGGAUUCCUUCUCGACAAGUGGGGCCUAAGGAUUGUCAGACUAGUUAUCGGUGGUUUUAUAACGGGUGGAUCAAUAUUCCUUUGCUUAACCAAUUCAGAGAGACCUUAUCUACUGUUCCCAGCCGUCACCUUACUAUGUCUGGGAGGAGUUCCCCUACGCAUAGCAAACAUGCAAUUUGCGAAUCUCUACCCGAAAAAGCGGUCGACUAUAAUAAGCCUCUAUUCGGGAGCCUUUUGUGCCUCAGCUGUUGUUUUUGUUGCCCUCAAAUACCUGUACGACAUGGGACUGACCUACUAUUCGGUGACAUUACUGCUGGUCAUAUCCAGUCUCUCGAUGUUUCCCUUCACUCUCAUCACACUUCCCGCCGAUUGUAUUCGCGAUGAAUUGGAUUCUUGCGAUUCAAAUGAUAAUGAAUCUGAAUGGUAA